Didymosphaeria variabile is the source of this 1620-nucleotide messenger RNA. RefSeq lists its product as uncharacterized. NCBI's taxonomy places the organism in Eukaryota, Fungi, Ascomycota, Dothideomycetes, Pleosporales, Didymosphaeriaceae. The record is from RefSeq and is a predicted model, not a curated record. Gene Ontology annotation, molecular function: serine-type carboxypeptidase activity. Gene Ontology annotation, biological process: proteolysis. The coding region runs from base 1 to 1620 and encodes 539 amino acids. The transcript has 2 exons. Gene Ontology annotation, cellular component: fungal-type vacuole.
AUGACACGGCUCUCAACAGUACUAGCGCUGGCAUGCGCGUCCUUCGGUGCGGCCCGUAAGCCCACGCUCGAGGAACGUGGCGUCCCUGUGGACCCUACAGGAGUGAGGACUAUCACGUCGCCGCAGGGCGCACAGAUCCGGUUCAAGCAGCCUGGCAAAGAUGGCGGGAUUUGCGAGACUACGCCGGGGGUAGAUGAUUACGCAGGGUAUAUCAGUCUAGAUGAGACGACAAACAUGUUCUUUUGGUUUUUCGAAGCCAGGACGAAUCCAAGUGAAAAGCCACUGACUUUGUGGCUAAAUGGUGGGCCGGGUUCGGAUAGUUUGAUUGGACUUUUGCAGGAACAUGGCCCUUGCAAUGUCACGGAGGAUUUGAAGACACAGCUUAAUCCGUACUCCUGGAACGAGGAAUCCAAUAUGCUCUAUCUAUCCCAACCAGUCGGCGUCGGGUUUUCCUACGAGACCACUCGAACGGAUGCAGAUGGCCGCUAUUCUCUAGUCGACCCAGACAAAGCCAACACAACCCACGCUGCAGCCGUGGGUGCAUGGCACAUUCUGCAAGCCUUCCUGGAUCUCUCGCCCCAGCUCGACCCCGACAUUCAAAACUUCACCUUCAACCUCUGGACCGAAAGCUACGGCGGACACUACGGCCCUGGGUUCUACAAUUACUUCUACCAGCAGAAUGAAGCCAUCAAGAACGGUUCAAUGCAGGGUGUCGAGCUGUCAAUGGACACCCUCGGUAUAAUCAACGGCAUCAUCGAUGAAGAAAUCCAGGCGCCGUACUACCCCGAGUUCGCUGUAAACAACACCUACGGCAUCAAAUCCAUCAACGACACCAUCUACAACUUCAUGAAGACCGCAUAUUACAUUCCUGACGGAUGCAGAGACCAAAUCCAACAAUGCAAGGAAGCACUCAGAGAGGACGCCAGCAGCGACGACACGUACGUCUACUGCUCAAUGGCAACCGACCUCUGCAGAUCCAUGGUCGAAGAACCGUACUACGCCUACGGCGGCCGCGGCGUGUACGACAUCCGCCAUCCAUACGACGAUCCCACGCCGCCGGAUUACUUCAUAGAUUUCUUGAACCUGGCGAGCACGCAGGAGGCCCUGGGCGUGAACAUCAACUACACGAGCGCCAGUUCGCGGAACGUGUCUUACGGAUUCCAAACUACGGGCGAUUUCGUGUACCCGCUUAUCGACGACCUAGAAGAGAUCCUCGAGUACGGCGUCCGCGUCGCGCUCAUCUACGGCGACGCGGAUUACAUCUGCAACUGGUUCGGCGGCGAAGCCAUCUCGCUGGCCGUCAACUACACGCACUCUGAAUCCUUCCGCGCCGCGGGCUACACGCCGUUCGUCGUUAACGGCGUGGAGCACGGUGAGACGAGGGAAUACGGGAACUUUUCGUUUACGAGGAUAUACGAGGCUGGUCACGAGAUUCCUUACUAUCAGCCUGAAGCCAGUUUGGAGAUUUUCAAGAGGGUGCUGGAGGGCUUGGUGAUUCCCGACGGGAGUAUGGCUGUGACGGGGGAUUAUGCGACGAAUGGGAGUGCUAAGGCGACGCAUACGGAGGCGUUCGUGCCGUUACCGCCGACGAGUACGCCGAGUGCGAAUGCGACGGCGUAG